CUCCAGCCCUCACGGGCCCCCGACAGCUUUGUGUUCAGUCACAAUGGCGCGUUACCCAGCGACCGUUUAAACCGCGUGAGCGAGCGCAGUGUCACUCAACGAGAGAUAGUUGUAAACCCCAACGGACUGCUGCGACAGUCUGACAUGCGUGGCGAAAAUAUUGUUGGGUGAGCAGUGUUACAGGGAUGCACUGGAGCAGUGUCAUAACUAUAAUGCUCGUCUGUGUGCAGAGAGGAGUGUGAGGAUGCCCUUCCUCGACUCUCAGACAGGUGUCGCCCAGAGCAACUGUUACUUCUGGAUGGAGAAAAGGCACAGAGGACCAGGUGUGGCUCCAGGUCAGUUGUACACAUAUCCAGCACGACGUUGGAGAAAGAAGAGGAGAUCUCACCCUCCAGAGGACCCUCGUCUGGCCUUCCCUGCUCUAAAGUCCGAGCUGGAUCUGGGACUUAAGAAGGACGUUUUCUCCAGUGACGGCAGUAGCAGCUUAGAAGCCCUUCUGAAGGGAGAGCCAUUGGAUAAGAGAUCCGGAUUAGAGCUCCGCUCAGGGGAAGAAGAGUCCAGCUCAACUGAGUUCUCCACUGGGGGACAGAACCCCACUGCCAGGGUUCGCAAGAGAAUUUUGGAACCAGAUGAUUUUCUUGAUGAUCUGGAUGAUGAAGAUUAUGAAGAAGAUACUCCGAAAAAAAGAAAAGGCAAGGGGAAGGGUCGUGGUGUUAACAGUGCCAGGAAGAAGUUGGAAGCAGCAGCAGCUGCGUUGGAGGAUCGGGACAAACCGUAUGCAUGUGACAACACUUUCAAACAAAAGCAUAUUUCAAAAUCUUCCGAAAGAGUCUGUGGAAAGCGCUAUAAAAACAGGCCUGGUCUCAGUUAUCAUUAUGCCCACUCUCACUUGGCUGAGGAGGAGGGGGAGGACAAAGAAGAGAUGGACGUUCGUGAACCGACCCCACCCCAACCGGACGAACCGAAGACUCCUAAAAGGGGCCCAGAUGGUCUGGCUUUGCCGAACAACUAUUGUGAUUUCUGUUUGGGAGAUUCUAACAUGAAUCAGAAAACUGGCCAAUCAGAAGAGCUUGUGUCCUGCUCAGACUGUGGUCGGUCAGGUCACCCCUCAUGUCUGCAGUUCACUCCUGUGAUGAUGGCUGCUGUAAAAACGUAUCGCUGGCAGUGCAUUGAAUGCAAGUGCUGUAACAUAUGUGGAACAUCAGAAAAUGAUGACCAGUUGUUGUUCUGCGAUGACUGUGACCGAGGUUAUCACAUGUACUGCCUCUCACCACCAAUGUCUGAACCUCCGGAAGGAAGUUGGAGUUGUCAUCUGUGUUUGGACCUUCUAAAAGAGAAAGCCUCCAUAUACCAGAGUCAGAAUGCACCCCCCUCAUGAUGAUCCUUUUGAAAAGACCCUUUCACUUUUAAACAUUCGUUCAGUCGAUCAAAUGAAAGGUGUUAAACAGAGGUUUAAGUGGAACGGAAAAGGGACGACCACCUUUACCCUCCCCAUAGUUACAAAUGAAAGGAGAGAUAAAGAGAGUUUUAAAUCUCCCAUCUUAGCAGGUUUGAUCUCAGUAUGACUGUUACACAGUUCCUAGUUUCAAACUACCCUUGCUCUUUGUUUUCAACUAUUAGUCCUUCCAAAGUGAAUGAACAUGGCAAUACAUCCAUUCUCUACUGGAUGGAAAUGCUUUUAACAGUACAUACUUGGUGUUGACCCUUCUUAGAGGAAGUCACAGUAUGAGAAUAUAUGACUCUGUUUUUGAGUUCCUGCUCAUAUUAGACCUGAAUGUUUCCACAAAUACUUAAAACAAAUCAUUAACGCAGCUUAUAUCAGCCAAAAUAAUCAUCGCUUACCCAAAAUAUGCAAAUGUACCCACACUGUUCUUUUCACAGAGAGGAAUAGUUGAAACCAAUCAGCAUGCCAAUGCUUGUUCAUAAUAAGCGAAAUAGAAAAAAGCAAAUGUGUUUUUGUAUAUUUAUAUAUUUGUAUAGCAUAUAAAGGUGUGUUGUAUUUAAGAUCUUAUAGAAACUAUAGAAAUGGUUCAUUAUAAUGGGAUUUCCUGAGGUUUAAUGAUAACCUCUCAUCUGCACAUGCCACUUAAAUACUGAAUCUAGCAGUCAACGAGUUGGUUCUAGUAAUGAAUGGUUUAAUCAUGCAAGAUAAAGUAGUGACUUGAAAUGUAUUUAUCUUCAUUUUUAGUUAUUUUGGGAUACCCUUAUAAUGCUCAGAAGAUAGGCCUUAUAGGUUCACAGGCCUGUAUAAACAGUAUGCCCUUAAACAUUAAUGACAGUUGAAAAAAAAACGAUCCGCCAACAGUACAGACUUUACUACACUGUAAACAAAAAGUUUAAACAACUUAAUAAUUCAAGUCAAUUCAACAUUUUGACUUGGAAUAAGUUGACAUAACUUAGAAAAACAAGUUUAUAUUGUUUAACUUAAUUUGUUAAGUUAAAGCAACACUAUGUAGUUUUUUUACCUUUAAAUAAUGUCUCUAAAAUUAUUUCAGUGAUAGAACAACUUUUAACUGGACAAUUUGUACUGUUGCUGCAACCUGAGCAGCCUCCUAGCUGCUACAAGCACACUCUGAAAGUGGCGGUGGAGGGUAGAGCACACAGCCCCGCCCCACCCCCUGCCUGCAGAAGAGUGUCUGAUACCAGGCACUGUUGUGCUUUUCAACCACAUGGGGGAGCUGUAAGUCAUUUUAACAUGGAAACUACAUAGUGUUGCUUUAAAGUAACAUAGAAAUAUAUUGAUAUGAUAUCAUUUUUUAAAGUGUAACGCUGGAUUUACACCAAAUGCGGUAGAGGCGGCAAAAAUGCACUAUUCGCACGUAGUUGGAUGCUUAAACAGUUUGAGUUUACUCGCUUUAUUUGCGCGUUAAAUUCUAGUCAUUCGAGACAUUCAUGUGGAAAUUCGCAUCAUGGCAGGGGCUUCUGCGACUCUGCUCGCUUUCUGUAAUCAUGUCACUACUAGAGUAAGCUCCUGAUUGGUUAAUGCAGCUUGAUUUUCCAAAAAAGGGUUUGAUUUUUAAAUUUGCCAAAGUUUCCCGCGGCAACACUCAAUUCGCUCAAUUUAUGAGGCUGUUUCUCAUCUACUGCAGCUUGAUAAACGCCUCAUUCGUGCUGCAAGACUUCCAGACCAGCGAAAAUGCGUCUUUAACUUGACUUAACAUUGAAAUUACUCACGCUUGACACCUCUACCGCGGCUGGUGUGAACGCAGCAUAAGAUUUGUAUUGUCGGAAAUCUCACAAAGUUCUAUGCCAUAAUUUUCAUGUUUACUGUAAUGACAUCAUAUUUGCAUAAAAUAAGCCAAGAAUACAUUUCACUGAUAUUUAUUAAUUUCUUUUAAACUAAAUUGAAUUGCCAAUUGCCAGUUUGUAAACGCCAGUGAACAGUUGUUCUGAAUUGAGCCAGAUUGUAUUGGAUUCAUUCAAAAUCUAAAAGCUCUGCAUGUUUAGCAGCUUAUGUAUUUUUGAUGUGGAGCGAUUUUUUUUAUUAACAAAGAAGUGUACUGUCAGAGUGCCCGUGGGAGCAUCACAUGCUCAAUAGGGUGGUAAAUACAAUACAGCAUGCUUUAAUUUAAAGGCUGCUUCUUUAAUCUAGUUUUGUGAGAUUUUUGUCAAAAGCAAAUGUGUGCCAUUUUAUUUAUUUGUGUUUUUUUUACUGAAUGUUCAUCACAAAUAGGACUUUUUCUUCAUUUCUGGAGAAAACAAAAAGGAGCUAUGAGAACAUGAGGUUUUUAGCACAUAAACAUAGCGCUAACAUGAGUAAAUUGUAGUAUUUCCUGAAUUUGGCAAAGCUUCGUUUGAAUAGCUUCCAAGAGGCAAAUAUAUGGCCGCCUUCAAAUGUUUCCCUUUGUUCCCAUCCUGUUGCAAACUAGCCCAAACAUCCUUUUGUUUAAGGAAUAAAUCCACUGGGGUUCAUCCAGUUGUCUUCCUCAGUCCUGUUCUUUGUAAAUGAAGACUGAAUUAAGAAAUUAAUUGACCCAAUGAUAAUUCUGUGUGCUCUGCAAGUCUUCGGCUCCUAUCAGCUGUAGACAUCCGUGUAGGCUUUUAUCAAAUACUGUCAGUACAUUAUUGCUUACAGAACUCAUAAACAUGUACGGUAUCUUAUCUUUUGUUUUAUUUUGCAUUCUCAGUUAAGUCACUGCAUGUUUAUCUUACAGUACGUCGUCAUUUAUACAUAGCAUUUUUGUUUACGCUCAUUCUGUUGAACUUUCACAGUACUGAAAUAGGAAAGGAUUAUCUAACAAUUUAUCUUGAUGGUAUCAGGCAACUAACUAUAAUUAAAAUAAUUAGUACAUGUAACACAUUUCCUGGAUUUUCCACAGAUGCGGUUUAUCUAGAGAGAGAAAGAACCAUUUCAUGAUUUUGCUUUAUUUUGUGUUAUUCAAAAUGAUUAUUUGUGGAUUAGGUUGUGGGAUUUUUUCAGAUGUAUGGUACACUUUUUCCUAAAAAAAAAUAAAACACUGUCACUGACCAUAUUUUGUGUUUAGAGAAAACUAAUUCCUUAUUCAUCUCUACUUGAUCGCUGUACCAAAUACAGUACGGUGCAAAAGUCUUAGGCCACCACCACCAGACUUGUUUUAAUGUCCAUCCAUAUUUAUUUUCAAUCUAUUUUUAUUAAGAUACAAACAGAAAAUACAGGAAAUAUGUACAAAAAAUAAUUUUCAGGACUAAAUGUCGUCUUUAGGCAACGUCUGUGUUUAGCGUGACCCUUCUUGGCACUAAACACAUCUUGAGCAUUUUGAGCAUAAUGUAAAAAUACAAAAUUCUUUACAAUUAGAAAUUAGGAUUUAAUUUCAUUUAGGUUUAAGAGAUCCUGCAGUUUCCUGCUAUUGCUCAAUUGGAGUCGGAGUUUACCCUGAAAACUUGACACAUCAGUUUUUAAUACUACAUACACAUUUCCUGUAGUUUCUGGAUGUAUAAAGAGACUGAGAAACAAUAAUAUAUGAUCACUAUAACAUUGCAAAAACAACAAAUCUAAUUCUGGCAUGGUGGCCUAAGACUUUUGCACAGUACUGUAACUAGCUAAAGUCAUCUUUUUUUUACAUAAAAAAAUUAUCUCACGUGAUGUACAGAACAUUCUGUGAAAGUAUAAUCUUGAUAUCUUUAAUAUUGACUAAGAUCAUCAAAUUUUAAUGCUCAUAAUCUCAUAAUUUUGAGGGUCACAUAUUGAUAGAUAAGUAAAAAAACAAUAAACAAAAAUGCUUAAGUAAUUUGACCCUUACAUUUGAUCUGUGAAAUGAAAAAUAAUAUAAAAACUGACUGCGUUUGCUCCAAACACACUGCUGUUGUUUAUUGGGCUGAUGUUCAUUGCAACUUUAAAAUGAUUAUGUAGUAAUCCCAUGUAGCAACAAAGUAAUUUUUUAAGAGCUGUUGUCACAACACUUUGGUCGGAUGUUGAGUAAAUUUUAACAUUAACCAGUACUGCUCAUGGAAAGAAUUUUCCUAAUGGAAUGUUGUGACAUUUUGUAAUGAAUCUGUAUUUAGAAAACCCUUCAAAUGAUUGCUUUAUGCAUUCCAUCUAUGCAUAAGGCAAAGCAAAAAUGGCAUACAGCUCUUUUUGGAUGUGCUGUGUGGUCGAAAAUCAUGUUGUGUUAAACUGAAUUCAAAAUGAAUACGUGUGUAAAUGCUGAAGGGAAAAAUAACACACAUAGUAGUUAUAGAAA
This is a messenger RNA of Paramisgurnus dabryanus, 5660 nucleotides long. RefSeq names its product double PHD fingers 2 (gene dpf2). Gene Ontology annotation, cellular component: nBAF complex. Gene Ontology annotation, biological process: nervous system development. NCBI's taxonomy places the organism in Eukaryota, Metazoa, Chordata, Actinopteri, Cypriniformes, Cobitidae. The record is from RefSeq and is a predicted model, not a curated record.